Molecule: messenger RNA, 1887 nt
Organism: Chara braunii
Lineage: Eukaryota; Viridiplantae; Streptophyta; Charophyceae; Charales; Characeae
Source: the annotation of a GenBank genome assembly
GCCACGUCAGCAGUGACGUUCAACACAGUGCCACGUCAGCAGUACCACGUCAGACGCAGUGCCACAUCAGCAUUGCCACGUCAGCAACAUGACGGGCCUGCCAGGCCAACUGGCCAAUGAGACCAUUGCCGCCUACAAGCAGCGUUGCCUGGCUCAGAUAGAGGCUGAGGAACAACGYCUGCUGGYAGUCGAGGCUGCCCGCAUACAAGCUGAAGAGGCAGCAGCAGCAGAGAAACUGCGGCUACAGGCUGAUGCAGAAGCAGAUGCCCAGGCUCGCCGAAAGGAAGCCCAGGAUCUGUUGCAGCGGCAUGAAGCCAACAGCAUCCACAGACUCAAGUACUGGCAUUUUCAACCGAACAACGGCGAUGCAACACCGGAAGAAAAGCACAAGGAGUUYCUCUCCAAACUCGUGACGCGGUUGUUGUAUGCUUGCAACUACCAAAGGUCAGAGUUGGAGAGACAACACCGGGACCUGACGCAACAGCAUCAGGAAUUGGCGACGCUCCGCCGCACAGUGCAGAGCCACGAGGAUGCAACUCGGGCACUCAAUGCCCGAUUGUUGGACCUGGAACAGGCAGUACCAGGACCAGCUGCUGGAGCUUCCAGCAUUGCACCCUCAAGCCGCCAACUGGAGGAUCGCGUUGACCACGUAGUGGCAAUGCUCGGCGACAUCAGCACCUUCGCUGCGCCGACCACCACCAUCAGCAGUCAGCUGCAUACAUUGAAGACCGAGGUCCAAAAGUUGCAGUCGACGAACGCGGACGACAAUCCGAAGAUGUACAAGAUGCCAACUUUCAACCUGGAGAGGUUCGACGACUAUACGCAGAAGGAUCCCGUCCUCUGGUGGGAAGCAUUCACAACGCAACUCAGGAUUCUGCCAGUAGCCAAGCAUGCGUACAUCGGCGCUCUGUUCCUGAACUCAAAGGGCGGAUGCCAGACCUGGUUGAGCCACCUGGCAACCUCCCACGGCGUCGACGUACCAGACUUGAAGGACGUAAUCACAUUGGAGGAACAGAGACGACUGUGGAAGAACCGGUUCAUCAUCGACGACGCGCCGGCACUCGUCAUCAACCGUUUGUUCAUCAUGUCACAGGGCAACACAGCAACACGGGACUGGCUCACGGAGUGGCAGAAGAUUGCGGAUGUGCCCAAUCUGAACCUACCAUUCGAGCAUCUACGCCGUGAGUUCUACAACAGGUCUUGUGCGGCAUUGAGCCAGGCUCUUGGUGAUCGCGAGCAGUACUCAACCUUCGCGGAGAUCAUUGACAAAGCGAGGGAGAUCAUCAAGACCAACAGGACAGUUUCCAUGGGUCAAGUUUGGCUUGACCGAGGCGGAGUACAAGGUCCGCGGCCGCUACGGCAGCUGCUAUUGGUGCAACAGCACCAAGCACAAGACCUCCCUGUGCCGAGAUCAGGGCAAGGAGGAUGUGCGACCCCGCCUCAGCUCGGGAAACUGAACUCCGCGGAAGGUGAGGCGACUCCACCUUCUACUCCGCCAGAUUUGGCCGCCUUGCUAGCGGCCUCCUGCACAUCCGGGGAGGAUGCGAAUGUCGCAAGUCCUCGGUAUACUUACGAGGAUUAUGCUGUCCACUUGGUUCCACCGCUGGACCAACCGCUCCACGUGCAACAGUCCACCGCAUGCACGGUUUCAUCACCAUCGGCAACCUAUUCCGCAGCUUCGCCGCAAUCUAUCGCCGGGGAUUCGACGUCAUGGUCAAGACUUGAAGAGCUCGACCCAUUGACGUUCACGGACUUCCAGUGGAUGCCCGUUCCCUCGACCGGACGAUUGCCGAAACCGCAUUGCAACGUGCUUAUGGCACAAUUGCGGGACUUCUUGCACACUACAGUACCAGCUCCGUUGAUGGACGCCGGAGCAGAGGUUGUCGA